Molecule: messenger RNA, 1689 nt
Organism: Exophiala oligosperma
Lineage: Eukaryota; Fungi; Ascomycota; Eurotiomycetes; Chaetothyriales; Herpotrichiellaceae
Exons: 5
Coding region: 1-1689 (562 amino acids)
Biological process (GO): fatty acid metabolic process
Molecular function (GO): medium-chain fatty acid-CoA ligase activity
Source: RefSeq, a predicted model, not a curated record
AUGGCACGCUCUGAAAAAGAAGAUAGGUCUUUUGAUGCAACAGAUUUCAUACCAUUGCACGAAGGACCUAAUGUCCUCCCCAACGAGCAUCUCUUCCAUGCGAUUCAUCACUGGGCAUACUCUACCGACAGUUUGGCCGUGAGGGAUGAAGACAGAGGAUUCAGGGUUACCUACAAGCAACUUCUCAGCGACGUACUCUGCUGUGUAAGUGGACUCUGCUCACAGCUUCACCCAACCACCAUCGGGCUUCUGAGGUCAGAUCACGAGGUUUGCAUUUGUGUCUGGUCCGAAGGAUACGAAUUUGUGGUCGCCUUUCUAUCAGUCCUUGCAUUGGGUGCCGUUGCAGUUCCUCUAAAUGCCCAAGUGACGAUCCCGGAGGCAACUUAUAUCGCAAAGAUUUCCCGAGCACGUGGUAUUCUUGUCAAUAACCAAUACCUCGAUUCUGCAACCAAGCUUUCAAAGAGCGUAGAUCUUGAGUCGAUCUUCAGGGUAGUCUCAUCCACUCAAUACUGUCUAUCUCCUAUAAUUGCGCCAAGCUCCAUCGUUUUCUCCGCGAGUCGCCUACCGGACCAGAGCAAAUCAGCAAUUGUUAUCUUCACGUCUGGCUCCACUGGGAACCCAAAAGCGGCUGCGAUGCGUCGGUACAAUGUGUACGGGUAUUCAAUGCAUCUAAUGAGGAAGCAUGGGUAUUCAGAGAAGACGAUAAAUCUGCAAUUGCUGCCUCUGCAUCAUGGAUCCGGCCUUUUUGUCUAUACACUGCCCGUUCUUCUUGCUGGUGGAUGCGUGGAAUUUAUGGCAGGACCGUUCGACCCGGCAAGAGUGUUCAAAAGGUUGAUCAGUGGAGAUUAUCACCACAUAGGCCUGGUUCCGACUAUGUAUGUACGUCUGGUUGAGCACUGGAACACCCGAAUCGAGCAGCUACCCCAGAAAGAAAAGGAAAAUUAUAGCCUAGCCCUUUCGAAAAUUCGAGACUAUCAUUCCUCAACAUCGGCUCUCCCUCGUGUUGUCGCUGAAACCUGGCGUCGAAUCACAAAUGGCCGGCAGAUUCUUGAAAGGUACGGAGGUACUGAAUUCAGCAGUACAUUUGGUUGUUGGCCUGGAGACGAGGCCACUUUAGGCUCUGUGGGUACUAAAACACCAGGAGUUGACGUUAAACUUUCCGACGGAGACGAGGGCGAAAUCCUGGUCCGGGGUCCAUACAUGUUUGCAAAGUACCUGAAUGAUCCUGAAGCCACCAAAAAAGUCUUCAACGAGGAAGGAUACUUCAAGACUGGAGACAUCGCACGAAGGGUCAAGGACAAAUACUUUAUCCUUGGUCGGUCGUCCAUUGAUAUUAUAAAAUCCGGAGGCUACAAGAUAUCUGCUAUUGAUAUCGAAAAUGCAAUCACGAAGCUCCCAAAGGUUGCAGAGGCCAUGGUCGUUGGUGUUGAGGAUGUCGAGUACGGCCAACGUAUUGCCGCCGCGAUAGUGUUAAAGAACAAGUCUGAUACCUACACAAUUGGCGAAUUCCGCCGUGAUCUCAAGCAAAGCCUGUCAAAUUACAAGCUGCCAACCAUUCUGAGGGUGGUGUCUAGCUUGGAGAGGACUGCCAUGAUGAAGGCUCCAAAAGCCGCUUUGAAGGUAAAGCUGUUCGACACCGACCAUCCCGACAUUCAGAGAUGGGGGGCAUCCUGCGCUGUGAAAUUAUAG